This is a messenger RNA of Vigna angularis (adzuki bean), 1020 nucleotides long. RefSeq lists its product as uncharacterized. The transcript is spliced from 2 exons. NCBI's taxonomy places the organism in Eukaryota, Viridiplantae, Streptophyta, Magnoliopsida, Fabales, Fabaceae. Bases 1 to 1020 code for a protein of 339 amino acids. The record is from RefSeq and is a predicted model, not a curated record.
AUGUCUAGACAGACCACAAUAAGGGGCAGAACAACCCCUACCAGUUUCACUGCUCUACUUGUAUAUGUGGAUGACAUUGUUUUGACAGGGAACUCUAUGAUAGAGAUCAACUGCAUGAAGGAACUCCUACACAAGAAGUUUAUAAUAAAGAAUCUGGGUGAACUCAAGUAUUUCCUAGGAUUGGAAGUAGCCAGGUCAAAGAAAGGCAUUCAUUUAUGCCAAAGGAAGUAUGCUUUGGACAUACUGGAGGAGAUAGGGAUGUUGGGAUGCAAACCUUCCUCUACUCCUUUCCUCAGUGAUACAACCUCAUUAUAUAAGGAGGACAGUUACUUGGAUGAUCUAGGUCCAUAUAGAAGGCUUAUAGGAAAGUUACUCUAUCUUACAAAUACAAGACCUGAUUUAUGUUUCUCUGUUAAUUUACUUAGUCAAUUCAUGCAAUCACCAACUGACUAUCACUAUCGUGCCAUUCAGCACAUUCUUAGGUAUCUUAAGUCCAAGCCCUCUGAAGGGCUGUUUUUCUCUGCUGACUCCCAUAUGCAGUUAAAGGCCUUUAGUGACUCUGACUGGGCUACUUGCCCCAAUACUAGAAGAUCCACAACAGGAUUCUGUAUCUUCCUCGGAUCAUCUCUCAUUUACUGGAAGUCUAAAAAGCAGAAGACCGUUUCCCGUUCUUCCACAGAAGCUGAGUACAGAGCACUCGCUGCCACUGUAUGUGAGAUACAGUGGCUAUGCUAUCUAUUACACGACUUCCAAAUUAAGGAGUCGGGGACUCCUGCUUUGUACUGUGACAACAAGUCUGCGAGACACAUAGCUCACAAUCAGAGUUUUCACGAACGCACCAAGCAUAUCAAGCUCGAUUGCCAUGUUGUUCGUGAAAAGCUUCAGGAACAUCUCCUCACCCUUCUUCCUGUGCGAUCCGAUGAACAGCUUGCCGACAUCUUCAUCAAAUUUCCUCAUCGCGUGAAGUUCAAGUCUAUUGUUCCCAAACUUGGAUUGGUGACCAUACACCAUCCAGUUUGA